This is a messenger RNA of Trematosphaeria pertusa, 929 nucleotides long. RefSeq lists its product as uncharacterized. The coding region runs from base 141 to 905 and encodes 254 amino acids. The transcript has 2 exons. The record is from RefSeq and is a predicted model, not a curated record. NCBI's taxonomy places the organism in Eukaryota, Fungi, Ascomycota, Dothideomycetes, Pleosporales, Trematosphaeriaceae. Gene Ontology annotation, cellular component: mitochondrion.
CCAGCAGUCGCCAACUCCAACCCUUAUCCGCCACCUCGACUCUUGAGUGCAAAUACGGUUCCCAGCCAUGAUACCGUGGAGCGCAUAAUCCGACAUAGCUGUCAUUGGACUCUGGACUACGGAUCUCGGUCUCACAGAAGAUGGAGCACCUAGCACACUCCGCUCGACCGCUGGCAUUGCGCCGCAAUCUCUGUGCUUCAUGCCUUCGGCUAUGGAGCAAUAGCAACGUACCCAUGUCGUCGCGAAGAAUAGGUCUUCAGAACAGCGACCGGAUACAGCGCCGCUUCAAAGGGUACAUCGCCCCGGCUGGCGACCAGGCCAAGCCUUUGGAAGGUUUCUAUCAAGAGCUUCUUUCCAAGCCUCUGUCCCAGACUCAGUCGGCGACUCGUACCGCACCGAACCCACCACCGCCGGAGGAGCUUCCCAAGACCGAGGAAGAAGAAAUACUCGCGAAGGCUAGAGUAGUAUUUGGAUCAAGGCUGGCGGGGCCCGCGGAACGGAGGAAGGAGAUAGCAUCUGCUUCGCAGAACGUCGCAGGAGUAAUGGUCCCGCCUCGUCCAGAGGAGCCCGAUAAUUGCUGCAUGUCCGGAUGCGUCAACUGCGUAUGGGAUCUCUACCGCGACGAGAUGGAAGAGUGGGCAGCCAAGAGUGCAGAAGCCCGUGCCAGACUGCAGGCUCAAAGAGAGGGCGGACAGGGUACAGGAACUAUGUUGGCCGGGAAAGGUACUCCCACGCAUGUGGCCACCAGCAUGGACGACGAUGGCGGAGGGAGUGAAACCAAUUGGGCAGCAGACUUAGGACAGGCACACCUGUUCGAUGAUAUACCCGUCGGAAUAAGGGAGUUCAUGAGGACGGAGAAGAUGCUGAGGGAGAGACAUAGAAGGGAGCGAGCCACAGCUGCAUAGAAUAGAUGAUUGGAAUACCCCAUG